AUGACAACCCACCAGAUAAGCAUCAUCAAGAGAAAAACUUAUCCAUCGACACAAGCAUCCAUCCUCCCUACGGCUAUAGUAUUGGUUCACAGUCUUGACCGUGCCCCAAUAUUGGGUCGAGUCUUAUUAGACUCAGGCUCACAGUUCAACUUCGCUACGAAAUCGCUGAUGAACCGUUUAGGAGUACCAACUCAGACGACCAAAGUUAACGUGUAUGGCUUUGGACAAUGCAAACAGCCAGUUCACGAAAGAGGUUGGAUUUCUAUCGAAUCACGCGUGUCCGAUUACUAUAGGACAAUACCAGUGCUAGUAUCGGACAAUGUAAUCGGGAGCAUUCCCUCGAAGGAUUUGAACACAGACAACUGGAAUCUUUCAGACGUAAAUUUAGCGGAUCCUGAUUUCCAUUUAAGUAGCCCAGUUGACAUACUAUUGGGAGUUUCGAUCGUAUUUGACAUCAUUCGAAGUGGCAACAAAGACAUUGGUGAAGAACUACCGCGUAUUCAAAAUACGGCACUUGGGUGGGUAAUUGGCGGUGGUAGGGCAUACAUAAAGGCAAACACCGAAGUAUCAAUGGUAAUCAGUGGAACCAAGAACAGUUUCGUUCCUAUUGAGUGGACUGAAGAGAAAUCAUUGUGCGAGCAAUUGUUCGUAGAUACCACCACACGCACAGAAGACGGCCGUUUUAUAGUGCGACUGCCACGAAAACCCAACUCUGAUCAACUGGGUGAUUCUAAAACCUUGGCUCUAGGACAAUUCUUGAAGCUAGAAAAAAGGUUUGAAGUGGAUCCUUUGCUACAUCAACAAUAUAGCACUUUUAUUUCUGAAUAUUUAGAACUAGGUCACAUGUCCAAGGUAAACGAAAAGGACUUAGACGGACUGAAUGGCCCUGUGUUUUAUAGUCCUCAUCACCCAGUAUUCAGACCUGAGAGCGCUACCACAAAAUUAAGGGUAGUUUUCAAUGCAUCUGCAGCUUCUUCUAGUGGUCUAUCACUGAAUGACGUUCUAAUGACUGGACCCAUGAUUCAGCAGGACACCUUCAACAUUCUGCUCAGAUUCCGGUUUCCCAAAUACGUGUUGAUUGCGGAUCUCGAAAAAAUGUUUCGACAAAUUCUGGUCCACGAAACAGAUUGUCAGUUACAGUACAUUCUGUGGCGAUUCUCUAGCGAAGAAGCCGUAUCCACAUACCGGCUCAACACUGUAACAUAUGGUACAUGUUCGGCACCAUACGUUGCAGCGCGAUGCUUAAAACAAGUAGCAAUUGAAUCUAAAGCUAGGUUUCCGCAAGCUAGUAGUGUGAUUGAAACAGACUUUUAUAUGGACGACAUGGUGACAGGUCUCGACGAUCUAGACGAACUAAUUGAACUUAAAGAAGAAAUUACAGCGAUACUAAACGACGCUGGGUUCAAACUUCACAAAUGGAAUUCAAACUCAUCUGCGUUAGUACCCGAUGAUAGGAAAAAAGAUGAGGUAAAGAUUCUAGGUCUACGAUGGAACUCUAAGGUGGAUGUUUUUGGGUUUCAAAGUGAACUUCAAAUGCACACUAAGAUCACAAAACGUAACGUGUUGUCAGAUAUUCAAAAGAUCUAUGACCCACUCGGAAUGCUCAGCCCACUUGUCGUGCAUGGUAAGCUUAUAAUGCAAGAUAUUUGGUCACAAAAAUUGGACUGGGAUGAACCGCUACCAGAGGCGAUAGCAGACAAAUGGAGAUGGUUCUGUGUUCAAAUAUCGGAAAUUCAUAAUAUCGUAUUUCCUAGGCGCAUAACGACAUCGGAACCGAGCCAUAAAAAUAUUAUUGAACUGCACGGGUUUUCGGAUGCGGCUAAAAGAGCAUAUGGCGCAGCAAUUUAUGUGAGAACCAUUACAGAAAAUGGUGCUCAAAUUCAACUACUUUGUGCUAAAUCACGAGUUACGCCGACAAGUGAGAAAAACACGGAUGAAAAUACUACAAUCCCCAGAAUGGAGCUGAGAGCUGCUUCACUCUUGGUGCAUUUAAUGGAGAAGGUCAAAGCAACAGUGCAUGUUAAAAUUGAUUGGGUAUAUUACUGGACAGACUCUACUGUCACAUUGGAUUGGAUCGCAAGCCCAACGAAGCGACGGCCACAGUUUAUAACGAACAGAAUCAAGAUGGUUUAUUACGAGUUGGUGGUCGCAUCCAGGCAGCUGGUCUGGAUUAUGAUCAACUGCAUCCAAUCAUCCUACCAGCCAAUUGCAAAUUAA
Molecule: messenger RNA, 2217 nt
Organism: Toxorhynchites rutilus septentrionalis
Lineage: Eukaryota; Metazoa; Arthropoda; Insecta; Diptera; Culicidae
Exons: 3
Coding region: 1-2217 (738 amino acids)
Source: RefSeq, a predicted model, not a curated record